Messenger RNA from Salarias fasciatus (jewelled blenny), 7674 nucleotides. RefSeq names its product vitamin D3 receptor B. Gene Ontology annotation, molecular function: nuclear receptor activity; zinc ion binding; vitamin D response element binding. The transcript is spliced from 10 exons. The coding region runs from base 594 to 1871 and encodes 425 amino acids. Gene Ontology annotation, cellular component: nucleus. NCBI's taxonomy places the organism in Eukaryota, Metazoa, Chordata, Actinopteri, Blenniiformes, Blenniidae. The record is from RefSeq and is a predicted model, not a curated record. Gene Ontology annotation, biological process: positive regulation of transcription by RNA polymerase II; negative regulation of transcription by RNA polymerase II; cell differentiation.
GGUGCAUAACAAAAAAGUAAUGGCCAUCUAUUUGGGUCUCGAAUAAGGAGGGAUAGCCUAUUUCCCGUCGGACUAUCGUCGGUGUGAUUAAGCUAUCCGUGUGUCGAUGCGUGCGUUCCGCUGUCAGUGAUUCCCGGUGGUGCGCAGAGCCUCUCGGCGGCCGCGGUGGCAGAACGGUUCACAGGCGGGGUGCUCAACUUAGUGCCGCGGUUUAGGGUUAAAUCAGCCAGCUAGCCACGCUAACGCUAGCCACGACCACGGCUGCUGUGUGAGCCGACGUCUGGAAGGGCGGACGAGUUUGACGUCUUCUCCUCAAGUCUCCUCACAUUUCUGGAUCCAGUGUGUCGCGCUCUCGCCCUCGUUUACGCUAAAAAAAAAAAAAAGAAAAGAAAGAAAGCUUCCCCGCUCAACAUGGAGGAGACACACUUUGCAAGUGCAUGAAGACCAACGACGGAUGACGGAUAAAUAGGAUUAAAACCAACUCGGUCUUGAUGGGGAAAAGUUGAGCUGAGGAUCAACAACUUGGGGGAAAAAAACUGAAGAAAGAUUUCAAGUCUUACCUUAUUGUGCAAGGGCAUGCAAAAACCUCAGUGAUGGAGCCCUCCGUUGUGAGUACGUCCACGCUGGCCCCCGAUGAGUUCGACAGGAACGUGCCGCGGAUCUGCGGCGUGUGUGGCGACAAGGCCACCGGGUUCCACUUCAACGCCAUGACCUGCGAGGGCUGCAAGGGCUUCUUCAGACGCAGUAUGAAGCGCAAGGCCACCUUCACAUGCCCCUUCAACGGCAGUUGCACCAUCACCAAGGACAACAGGCGCCACUGCCAGGCUUGCCGGCUCAAACGCUGUGUGGACAUUGGCAUGAUGAAAGAGUUCAUUCUGACAGAUGAGGAAGUGCAGAGGAAGAAGGACCUGAUUCAGAGGAGGAAGGACGAGGAGGCGCAGCGCGAAGCGGAGAGGGAGGCGCGGCGGCCCCGGCUCUCCGAGGAGCAGAGCCAGGUCAUCGCCACGCUGGUGGAGGCGCACCACAAAACAUACGACGACUCCUACUCUGACUUCUGUCGUUUCAGGCCUCCAGUGCGUGAAGGCCCGGUGACACGAAGUGCCAGCAGAGCUGCUUCCCUCCACUCCCUCUCCGAUGCCUCCUCAGACUCCUUCAGUCAUUCUCCUGAGUCCGUAGACACCAAAAUGAACUUCAACAACCUGCUGAUGAUGUACCAGGAGCAAGGCAGCAGUCCGGACUCCAGUGAGGAGGAGGGCUCCAGCUUCUCCAUGCUGCCUCACCUGGCUGACCUGGUCUCUUACAGCAUCCAGAAGGUCAUUGGUUUUGCCAAGAUGAUCCCGGGAUUCAGGGAGCUGACAGCGGAGGACCAGAUCGCUCUGCUCAAGUCCAGCGCCAUCGAGGUGAUCAUGCUGCGAUCGAAUCAGAGCUUCAACCUGGAGGACAUGUCGUGGAGCUGCGGCGCGCCGGACUUUAAAUACCAGAUCAGCGACGUCACCAAAGCGGGACACACGCUGGAGCUGCUGGAGCCGCUGGUGAAGUUCCAGGUGGGCCUGAAGAAGCUCAACCUGCACGAGGAGGAACACGUGCUGCUCAUGGCCAUCUGUCUGCUUUCUCCAGACCGCCCAGGUGUUCAGGAUCACGCACGGAUCGAAGCCCUCCAGGACCGGCUGUCGGAGACCCUGCAGGCCUACAUCCAGCUCCACCACCCGGGCGGGCGCCUGCUCUACGCCAAGAUGAUCCAGAAGCUGGCCGACCUGCGCAGCCUCAACGAGGAGCACUCCAAACAGUACCGCUCACUGUCCUUCCAGCCGGAGCACAGCAUGCAGCUCACCCCGCUGGUGCUGGAGGUGUUCGGCAGCGAGGUCUCCUAGAAGGCCCCCUCCCGACCCCGAGCUGGAGACGAGACCCCCACCGGGUGGAGAGAGGAGAAAAAGAAAAAAAAAAAAGAAGAAGAAAAAAAACCCAUGGAGGAAGGAAGUUGAGGAUGUGCUGGAUGGACUUAAUGGAGGUGUGGAGGAGGAAGCCAGUGGAAGAGAGAAAGUGGAGUAUGUGUGUGUGUGUGAGUGUGUGUUUAUGUUUGUGCGUGUCUGGCUCUAUGUCUUGUCUCAGAGUCUUGUUGUUAAGGCCGAGGUUGUGUGGAGAGAAAGCAGAUGUUAAGAGACACAGCAAAAACAAGGGAAUUUCAUAAAGUACACAUUAACCUCCUCAUUACAACACCUGCCUACAUGCAGUGUUUUCGUCUGUAUUUAAAUCAACCAACAGCUGCUUCGGAUGCCUGGACAUUUUGUGCGCGGGCGUGCGCCGGAGACGCGCGCGCGCCCGACACGACACAACACACUCAGUUAUUCAUUUAGCCAUUCAGUUGAGCUACCUCUCGGUUUUACUGGGGUUGUUUUGUAUUUUACAUCACCUCCGUGAAACGGCAACUUUUUUUUUUCCCCCACACAAACAGUUUCAGAUACGGAUCACAUUUCAGUCUGUCGGUGCAAAAGCGAAACGCGGUGCCUGCACAUGAUGUCGCGUUCCGGUUUUUCUUUUUUUUUGUUUCAUUUGUAUUUUGUAUCUGCUUCUCUCCAAGGCAGCGCUUGUAUACGGGGCUGUGUUACAGAAUUCAGACACACGCCUUUCACCUUUCACCAAAGGUAUGGUAAACUACUUCUCUCAAAAAGCUUCCAGUACCUAAAAAUAACCUUUGCUGCUCCAUGGCUCGCUUUACUCACGCAGCCGCUCGGCAAGUCGUCCGACGAGCUUCGCGGCCUAUGAAGGAAAAGUGUUGGUCGCGCCGGUGUCUCCCGCGGAAGGCAGAGCGGAGACCGUCGUUUCAGUGAGGUUUCCGUGGGACUCUAGGGUGCCUGGCUUCGAGGGGUGAGAAUUAUCCACUAAAUGUGUUAGCUACUUUUUACACUGCUAACUGUCAAUCAAAGCAAGCCGCCAUUUUGGCUUGUUACUCUUUGGAAAUGAUCGUUUCCUGUUGGUUUUCCUCUGUUGAUUUCCAUGUAAAUAGUUAAUUCCUAUCCCAUGUAUCCUGAGCACUGUUAUACCACCUUUUACUCAAGCCGAUGUAUUGAUAUACCGUAUCUAUUAUAUCAUAGAUUUUAAAGGGCUAAAAUGCCAAAUCUAACUGGAAUAGUAAAACGAGGCCAAAGCGAGAGGCCUGUCUUCUUGUUAAUAUAUAGCUGCAUACCAUUUUGUUUUGUUUUUUUUUUGUUUUUUUGUUUUUAGAAUUGGCAUAGAAAUGGAUAUAAUUGCAAUACCUUUUACUUUUCUUUUUAUUAUUUUAAAUGUACGUCAUUUCACCUUUAUGACAAUUCCAUGAAUUGUUGCUCCUCAGUACACAGAGAGCUCAGUGGGCGGAGAGCUAGGGAAGCUGCUUCAGACCUCCACAGAUCACACACCCCUUUCGUUUCUGACUGGGAAGUGGAUUUUCUAGAAUGUCUGAGGGCCGGGUGGUGUUUGGUGCUGCUGCUGCACACCUCCUCGCCCCUGGUCCUCCUGUUUGAUGAUGUAUGCUGCGCAGCCCUCUAGUGGCUGAUCCUGUAAAUACCAAGUGUUAUGAGAGUGAAUGAGUGAGAGAGAGUGUGUGUUCGCGUGUGUAUAUAUAUAUACAUAUAUAUGCAUACAUAUAUAUAUAUAAAAUAUGUCUGCCACUGUACAUAGGGCUACAUAGAUUGUCAAGGCUAUUUUUUUCAAAACAAGAUAUAUAUGCAAAUAUAAUUGACUCUUUAUUUUAUUUCUGUCCCAUAAUCAACAUGUUCUAAAACACAACGCUCUUUGUUUUUAACUUCUUUGUAAUUCGUUUUUAUAUUCCUGUAGGAGGUAUUUUAAGAGAGACUGAUGCAGGAAUCGCCUGUGUUAAUCGUCAAAGCCAGAUUGUUGUGUUUUUAAACCUGUUUAGUAGUGUUUUGAUGUUAAUUUCCAAGGUUCAUUCUCAGAAAGAGGACAAGCUAAACAUACUGUGCUGCUCUCAAUUAUAAGCCAUAUAGAUCACCAAGCUAGUUAUACAUUACCGUUCAUGAUGACUCCAGAGCCUUGGACAUUCGCAUUAUGUAAUCUACUAAACUUUUUACUACUUAUCUAUGGCUUUUUUCUUCUUUUUUUUUUUUUUUUGGAACAAUGAGCUUGUAUAUGACAGGAACUUGUAUGCCUUCUUUCUGCUGUCAGUCAUCUUUGGCUUAUGCUUCAUCAGACAGCGAUCAAUGGCUUGUAAACCAAACUGCCAAGGGACCUUUACUGCUCGAGGUAACAGGCCCGUCGUAUAUGGCCUGCUGCAUGUGGGAUUAUGGUAAAAUUAGACAAGAUGACACGUCUUAUAUAUGCUAAGGCAAAUUCCCCAAAGAAAGUCCGUUAUCUGCCGAGUGCAAAUGCUCAAAAGCUCAAAAGAAAAAGUCUCUUUUUGAGCCGAGCGCGGCAGAAGGGAGCGACGGGCCAUCUGGUCGCCCCGUGUCAGCUGUCCCGUUUCCUUCAUCUCAGCAGAUGAGGGCCGACAAAGCGAGGAUGACGGUGUGAGAGAGAGACAGAAAGAAUGGAAGAAAGAGAGAGAGAAAAAGCAUUUUUAUUUGGGCCGAACGUCUGACAUGUUCGGCCCACAGGGAUUUUUCUUUUUCACUUCCUGCCGUCAGAGUCCGCUCGAACAUCACUGUGGCUUGAUUCCAACUCUUCUCGGUCACUGUGAGGCUCCUCCAGCUAACAGUCGGGGCCUGAUACUUUGAUACAUAACCUUGCAUAGCACAAAUAUUUCAUCGUUUUUAAAGAUUCCCCCGAUUGUAAUCAGUCUUUUUGUCCUCAUCCUAAAAAAUUUUGGGAUUCGAUUGUGUGUGUGUGUGUGUGUGUGUGUGUGUGUGUGUGUGUGUGUGUGUGUGUGUGUGUGUGUGUGUGUGUGUGUGUGUGUGUGUGUGUGUGUGUGUGUGUGUGUGUGUGUGUGUGUGUGUGUGUGUGUGUGUGUGUGUGUGUGUGUGUGUGUGUGUGUGUGUGUGUGUGUGUGUGUGUGUGUGUGUGUGUGUGUGUAACUCCCCGUGUCCCACAGGUGACCCUGCUGUGAGUGACCUUAAGGGAGUGGAAGCUCGAGUGUCUUUAGGCAGUACCACUCGUGUGUGUGUGUGUAUAGUCCGUCGUUUUGAGGAGGGGUAUGAUGUGCUUGGUUACUGAAAACUGACUUUUGAAGUUUUGAAGUCUCCAUGUUGAUUUUUUAUUUUUCUUUCUUCCUGAAUGCAUACUUCUGUAUGUAGCUCUGACUUUGUACCUUUUUUUUUUUUUUUUUUUUGAGAUAGAGUUGCAGUGUUGAUUUGUGUAUGUUAAACACAGCGGGAGGUUUUGGUGAAUAUGUAAGUGCCACGGGGAGACUUCCCUCCACACGAGAACAGGGUAAGAGAGGAGUCGCGCUUGGGGAUUUGAAGCCGAACUGUAGAGGAAGAAGAAAAAAAAAAAACCCCAGGAGGAUGUAUUGUAUCGCUGCGAAAUGAGAGAGUAGAUAUUGGUCAGUGCCACAGGGGAAUUCCGUAUUUUAUCAUAAGAGAGAAACUUCUCCUUACAUGACUGAAUAUCUGAGUGGAUGUUGAUUUCUUCAGGGAACUCAAGCAUGCGCUCUGACUCGGUUCAGUGUGAAAACGAUGCAUCUCCCAGAGGUUCCUACCUGGUUUCACCACAAACUUCUUAACUCUUGAGUUGUGGUCGUUUAAAAAGAAACGUCGCUGGAACUUCCAAAAAAAAAAAAGAAGAACACAUCAGUGGAAAUCCCGACACACAAAUCGAACCGAUCCGAUCUAUCGAGAUCUCCAUAAGCUCGCUACAUAACACCGUAACAAUGCCUGCAAUAUCCAGCUCAUGGUACACGAUCACCAGCAAGCUUUACAGUUUCUCAUGUCAGUAGACAUUUUUGAAGUGUUUUGUAUAACUGUUGCCAUUACAAAUCCUGUCUGUAUGAUAUCAUCCACACAGAACCGUUUGCUAUCUCUCAUGCAAAAGAACUCAAGUAUUUUAUUUUAUUUUUUUCUUUGUUUCUCUCUUUAGGACAGGGAUUGUAAUGGAAUCAACUCAAUGUAGUUCUUAUAAAAGAAAAAAAAAAAAAGGAGUGUCCACAAUGGAUGUACACCAUAAUCUACCUAAAAAACCUACCUCUUUUAGCUCAGAUUUUGCUUUAGCAUUAAGCAUUUGCCUCUGUUUUUACUUUUAUAAUAUUUGUAUUCAUGUUGGUAUUUAUUGCUGUCUAAUGAGUCAUACUUCAAUGAUUACCUCAGAGAUAUCUCACAUAUUUGGGAGAGUCCAGCUAAUGAAGUCAUUCAUAUUUUUUUUUUCCUUUUGUUUUGUACAGGAUUUACUUUCUUCUCAGACUUAGCAAUGCCUUUUUUUUUUUUUUACGCACAAAAUACCAGGAGUGUUUUUUGUUUGUUUUUAAUCUAGUGCCUCCACUCUGACCAUCGUUGCUCUGGCUAAGCUGAAGCCGCGUUCGCGCUCAGAAAGUGGCGCCCUCCUCCGUGUCCUCGUCCUUUCUUUUCCCCCUCUCAGUGCAGCUUCCAGCAAAACAGCCUUUCAUUGCUGAUAUCUGCAGCAAAAACCGAGGGAGGUGGGGGGGGGGUGACGCUUUCCGAGCGCGAAGGCAGCUUUUGAAGAAGUGACAGACCUGAAAGGCUUUGUGACGGAAGGAGAGGCGAGCGAGGCCUGAACUCCUCCCGGUACCGUCAGCUCAGUCCCAGUCCGACCCCCGUCACCCUCUCCUCGCUUCGGCCUCCCCUUCUGUCGUAAAGCCUGCUCCCACACCUUCAUCAUUCCCUGCCAACCUUUUGGUCAAACUUUAGGGGGGGGAGGAUUUACGAGCAAGAGAGGGGGGCGAAAUCCUCAGUAUCCAUGCAAUGCUGCUUUUUAUCUCGAGCUCCAGCGAGUUGUGCGAGACCGACGCUGCGUAACGCAAGCAUCGUCCAGUGUGUGUGUGUGUGUGUGUGUGUGUGUGUGUGUCAGCCCCUCGGCGGCUCGGUCGGGCCCAAAUCCACGCAGCCCGGCGGCGCCCGCCGGGGGAAAAAACGAUUCCAUUCAGAUUUUAGUAUCACAUUACCGGAGCAACUACUCACUUUGGUGAAUUUAAACCAAGUCUUUUUUUCAACUUUUUGUUUCUUUUUCUUUCUUUCUACUUGUCUUCAUGUCAAACUGCUUCAGGUAAACACUGAAUGAAAUUAGAGAGUUUAUAUUGAUCAGUGACUAAUGAGGAAUAAUGUUGCCAUGGUCACAUCUGCCCCGAGCUGUGUGCCAUAACGUGACCCUUUCACUGCAGGGGAGGGCGGCGCGACCCCGACCACGACGAUUGUCUCCGACCGGUGCGCAUUUAGCCGCGCGCACCGAGGACUAAAUUCGAAUCUGGCAUGGCGCUCUCACCCUGCUUUUGUGAACCCAAAUCAUGCCACGUUCGAUUUGAAACGCCUGAACCAACGAAAGCACUUAUUGUAAAUGCUCGUAACGUGUGUAUAUUGAUCAAGCUACUAGCCAUAAGCUGCCCGCUUCGGCCAGAAGAAUAUGGCUCCAAUUAUUAAGAGAAUAAAGUCCUCUAAAUUCUAAUGUAAUUGCAAUUUUAUCUUUUGUCUCUGUUUUUUUUUUUUUCAAAGAUCUUUUUUCUAUUAUAAAUUGGUGUUUAUGUAAUGUUAUUUUUGUCGGAUGUUUUGCAAAUCAAAAAUAAACAGUUGUACAUAG